ACCAAGUCGGGUUAGUCAGGUUGUGACAGCCUAGGGGAAAAGCUGUAUUGAAUGGAACAAACAACCAGUAGCAGUGUGGCGGAGCUGGCCCAGAAUGGUGAGGAAAUGGAGACGGAUGCCUCAAAGGUGCUGGACCACCAGGAGUACGCCGAAGCCCUGUCAAUAUCCGGUCGAAGUCGAAAAAGGCGCUGGAGCAGGAGGUGGUGCCGCGCCCGGGAAGUCCUAAGUGUGGGCGCCAUUUUUAUCGCCUUGCUGCUCAUCAUCGGCGCCAUUUACAUGCACUUAAGACAGAAGCAUCGCCUGGGCCGACUGCACAUUACGCUCAAGGAUCGGGAAAGGGAGGAAGAUGGUCUAGCGGCGGAGGACGAGGACUUCCAUCUGGUCACCGCAGCCGCAGUGGCUGCCCAGACGAUAACAACAUUCCGGCCAUCUCCUAGCACAUCGCAUCCGAGCGACGAGUGCCUGGCCUGCAUGGCCACCACCGCCACGGCUAAUAUUCCGGCAAUCUGCGGGAACCGAGGGCGGGGUAAGGAGCCGUGCGGCAUUUAUCGCAUCUCCCACGACUACUGGCAGGAUGCACUGCGGAUAGUUGACCCGGACGACUCACUGGCACAGGACUACGAACGAUGCGUGGUGGUGAAAGACUGCGCCGAGAGGAUUGUGCGUGGCUAUGUGCAGCGAUAUGGCUGGGAUUGCAACGGAGACGGACGGAUCGAGUGUCGGGAUCAUGUGAUUCUGCACAUGCGAGGACCCGGCGGCUGUCGCCGGCAAGAGCCCCUUGGGGAGGGGACUGAAAUUCGCUUGGAAAACUGUUUGAAAUACAAGGGCAUUGCAUAGAGCGGA
Molecule: messenger RNA, 843 nt
Organism: Drosophila gunungcola (fruit fly)
Lineage: Eukaryota; Metazoa; Arthropoda; Insecta; Diptera; Drosophilidae
Exons: 3
Coding region: 52-837 (261 amino acids)
Molecular function (GO): lysozyme activity
Source: RefSeq, a predicted model, not a curated record